Molecule: messenger RNA, 1026 nt
Organism: Penicillium argentinense
Lineage: Eukaryota; Fungi; Ascomycota; Eurotiomycetes; Eurotiales; Aspergillaceae
Exons: 3
Coding region: 1-1026 (341 amino acids)
Source: RefSeq, a predicted model, not a curated record
AUGGCUGCCCUACCGACGAUUCGCAUCGGCUAUGUGCCUGAACACUAUCUCACCCCUCUUCAUCUCGCCCUUCGCUCUCCGGCCGUCGCCUCGCUCCCGUUCAAGAUCGCCUUGACUCCUUUCCCCGCCGGUACGGGCCACAUGAUCACCUCAUUGCGCGGCAAUGAGAUCGAUAUCGGUAUUGGUCUGACCGAGGGCUGGGUGGCCGGUUUGACCGGAAAGACGCAGCCUCAAAACCCCGAGGAGGGUGGAUACAAAAUCGUUGGUCACUGGGUCGAUAACCCACUUCGAUGGGCAAUUGUCACAGGUCGCAACCGCGACAACAUCAAUGGUGUGGCAGACUUGCAGGACAAGAGAGUCGGUGUUAGCCGGCUAGGAAGGGGAACUGCGCCGAAUGCCAAGGAUGAAACACUAACCGAUAUAUCCAGUGGCUCUCACAUUAUGUCCUUUGUCCUCGCUCAACAGCAAAAGUGGAAAGCAGACUCGCUGACCACUGUCCCUCUCGGUCCCUUUGGGCCCCUCCGGAACGGAGUCACUGGUCUGGAUGAGGCCAACCCAAGCCAAGAGCCCAACCCAUCGGCGGAGUUCUUUAUGUGGGAACAUUUCACGACCAAGCCAUACUUCCACCCAACCGCCGAAACCCCCAACCCGCCGCUGAAGAAGAUCGGCGAAAUCUUUACUCCCUGGCCCUCAUGGAUGAUCGUGGCUUCGACGGCUGUGUUCCCGAACCCAGAGCAGGAUGACCGGCUGAAGGCUCUUUUCCAAGCUCUGGACCAGGGUGUGAAGGAUUUCGAGGCUGAUACUGCUCAUGUCGUCAGAUUGUUAGGUACUGGCGAGCUGGGAUGCAACUAUAUCGAGGAAGACGCUACUGAAUGGCUCAAGGAUGUCAAGUUCACAAAUGCCACCCGUGGCGUGGACCGCAAAGUUAUCGAAGGCGUUGUAGACAUUCUCAAGGUGGCAGGUGUCAUUGACACUGCUAUGGGUAACGAUGAGGCUAUGCAGCGCGUGAUUGGCAUUCCUCGGUAG